UUAAGGUCACCUAUUAACAACCUAACACUGAAAAUACAAAUAAUUACAAAAAUUGCCACUGAAAGCACUCACUUCAAGAUGCUAGGCCUCUCCAAUUUCACAUUCGACAAUUGCAGUUUGCAAUUUCGUCCCCUUCGAUCUUGUUUCCGCCGCCACCUCCAGUUGGUCCUCCCUCCACAAGCAAUUAGUUCAUUUUGGCUGCAAUUGAUGGUGUGUUUUGGCCUCCUCCACUCCAGCGUCCUCUUCGAGAAUUCCGAUUUCGUUCGAGCUCGGACCCGACGACAAUUACCGCCUCCAAUCAGAGCCCUCCUCCAGCCAAAUUCACCAACCACCGCCGCCAGCUUCCGAUUGACUUUGGUGUUUUACCAUGGCUGUGUUCUUUUUGGCGAUCGACUGCUCUUCUCUCUUCACAUCUUGAAGCUUUUCACCAAAACCAGAAGCAGGUUAUUAGCAAGCUUGAACGCCGCACUGUUGCCUACCAUGAGUCAGGGCAUGCAUUGUUGGUGGACUAACUGGCUUCCAUAUGUGCCUUAUAGGUACCAAUCAGGUGACGUUCCUCGAAUCAAGAGAUAGACUUGGUGGCCGGUUUCAUACUGAUUACUCAUUUGGUUGUCCAGUAGAUAUGGGAGCAUCAUGCCCUACAUCACUCUUCACAUUUUGAUGAAUUUGUGGCAGUGUGCAGUGAAGCAACAGCACAACCCAAUUCCCUAAAAGCAAGAACAUGGAAGCUUUUAAAGAGCUUGUCUCCACCUGUAAUGGCUACAGCUCUGCUCUUAUCUCCAAUCUUCAUUACUCCUGAUAAUCACACUCUUGCUGGGUUUAGCUUCGUUCAGUAUGUAAUACUUGUUUCAGUUUCAAUUUGAUGAAUGUUUAGUUGUAGACAAAUAAAUUUGUGCUUGUUGCUUUAGUGGGUAAAUUUGUAUUUUAGCAUCAGAACCUUUUUUGGAUUAGAUUUUCAGUUGAAGCUCGAGUUUCUGUGCUUUGAGGGUGUCAUUUUUUGCUUCAUAAUCAAAUUGGUGAAAAUCCCUCCCCUAUUACUAUUGCUAUCAUAUGUUAGGAGUUGCUUCUAGUUUUCAGGUAUCGCAAAUGAAUGGAAAGAAUUGGAUAUUUUGAG
Messenger RNA from Rosa chinensis, 1114 nucleotides. RefSeq lists its product as uncharacterized. NCBI's taxonomy places the organism in Eukaryota, Viridiplantae, Streptophyta, Magnoliopsida, Rosales, Rosaceae. The transcript has 6 exons. The record is from RefSeq and is a predicted model, not a curated record. Bases 79 to 573 code for a protein of 164 amino acids.